Messenger RNA from Punctularia strigosozonata HHB-11173 SS5, 1296 nucleotides. RefSeq lists its product as uncharacterized. NCBI's taxonomy places the organism in Eukaryota, Fungi, Basidiomycota, Agaricomycetes, Corticiales, Punctulariaceae. Bases 1 to 1296 code for a protein of 431 amino acids. Gene Ontology annotation, molecular function: polygalacturonase activity. The record is from RefSeq and is a predicted model, not a curated record. The transcript has 9 exons. Gene Ontology annotation, biological process: carbohydrate metabolic process.
AUGCGUUGGUCUUUCUUACACGUGCUGGUAUUCUGCCAGUCUAUAUGGGCUAUGGCGUUGUACACCGUUCCUCACAUCGCCGGUGCGGAUGACAUGCCCGCUCUCAUUGCCGCUCUCGCGGUUACGCCAGCCACCGCUAACAGCACGAGUCCGGUCAUCACAUCGAAUACCACCAUCCUAUUCAAGAAGGGUGUCACGUACAAUACAUGGACUCCUAUUAGAUUCCCCACACUCACGAAUGUCGUCAUCAGCAUCCAGGGAAAUUUGACUUAUCCAGACACAAUUGAAGAGGUCCAAGCCGGCGUAACCAGCAGCACGUAUGGCGGAUCGUGGUUCACCUUCACCGGCGGCUCCAAUGUCACAUUGGAGGGAUCUAUGGACCCUAAAUGGGGUUGGGUAGAUGGCAAGGGUCAACAGUGGUGGGACGCUGUCAAUCAGACCAAUCGACCCCAUGGCUGGGCUUUCUCGAAGAUCAAAGGGGGUAUCAUUCGGAACAUGAAGCUCUGGAAGCCUGUGGCCUGGAACUUCGCGACCUCAGGCUCGGACUCUGUGCAUGCGUACAACAAUCAGAUAUACGCUGUGUCAGACUCCGCUGCGUUUCCGUUCAACACAGAUGGAUUCAGCGCUGGUGGUACCAAUCUGCUGUUCGAGAACAACCAUAUUGAAAAUGGCGAUGACUGUCUGACGGUUGGGUCUGGCGCUAUCAACAUCACGUUUCGCGAUAGCUUUUGCAAGGGCGGACACGGUUUGUCCAUAGGAUCUCUAGGUAAAGGUGGCGCAGUUGCGAACGUUCAAAAUGUCCACAUUGAAAACGUCAUAAUGAAAGAUUCGUUAUAUGCUGCCCGUUUCAAGAGCUGGACCGGAGGAAACGGGUUGGCUCGGAACAUAACAUGGAAGAAUGUCGCGUUCAGUAACGUCAUGUUCCCCAUCUAUGUUACACAGAACUACUGGGAUCAAGGCACGGGGCCAAAGCCUAACACUACCAGCCCAAACAACACGCACAUUGAGGAUUUCACAUUCCAAGGCUUCGCGGGAAGCAUUAGAGAUACUGGGUACGUCGAAGGGUCUUGCGUGACCGAUCCCUGCUGGUAUGCCGUUGCCAACGCUACGGGCCAUGAAGUGGCGAUAUUCGACCUCUAUGAAGGCACUGCCUCCAACGUCGUCGCGAAGGACAUCUUCGCAUAUACCGAAACAGGUGACGUUGGGGACGUUAUGUGUGACCCAACGACGAUUUCGACCGACGUUGGCUUCAAAUGCUGGAAUGGGCCAUUCGUCCGAACUGCAGCGGGCUGGUAA